AACCCUCUCUCCCCAAAAACCCAAACCCUUGGCGGCUGCGAGACCAAUUGUUCUCUCUCUCUCUCUCUCUCUAUCUGUAGCUCCUUUUAGGGUUUCUCGGCUCUUAGAUUUGGGGCUAAAACCCUCGAUUUUGAUUUGGUUGAUCCAGAUUCAGGUUUAGGGGGUGCUAUUUUUUAUUUCGCAUCUGAAAAAGAAAAAGAUCUCGUGGUUGAUUCCGACAUGGCCACUGUUGCAAAUCCCGCCGAUCAAGCAACCGAUUUGCUACAAAAAUUAUCAUUAGAUACUCAGCCCAAGGCCUUGGAAAUUCCCGAGCCUGCCAAGAAGGCUACUGGCAAUCAAUAUGGAUCAGUUGACUCUGGAAAUGCUGUGAAUGGCCAGAUCCCUCCAUAUGAACGGUCUGUAACCCCAGUGUUACAAGAUUUUAUUGAUCCCAGCAUGUGUUAUCUUCCGAAUGGUUACCCGUCUACUGCCUAUUAUUACGGUUAUGAUGGGACUGGUAAUGAGUGGGAUGAUUAUUCUAGAUAUGUGAAUCCUGAAGGAGUUGACAUGAGUUCUGGAGUUUAUGGGGAUAAUGGGUCUCUGGUGUAUCACCAUGGAUAUGGGUAUGCACCCUAUGGCCCCUAUUCACCAGCAGGGUCUCCAGUUCCAACCCUGGGAAACGACGGUCAGUUGUACGGGCCUCAACACUAUCAGUAUCCUCCCUAUUUUCAGCCUUUGACUCCAACCAGUGGGCCAUUCACACCUACUCCUGCUGUCCCUCAGGGUGAUGUUUCCACCUCAAUAGCUGCUGAUCAAAAGCCUCUUUCUGUUGAAGCAGUUAAUGGAAAUUCUAAUGGUGUCUCUAAUGGCGGAAAUGCCAAAGGUAAUAAUGGUGCUGCUCUUGUUAUACAUACCUAUCAAAAUUCAUCUUGUAGUUUCAAUGCUUCAUAUGAAAGGGUUACCAUGCCAUGUUGGCGUCCUACUUCAGGUUAUCAGGAUCCGAGAUUUGGCUUUGACGGAGUACGCUCACCUCUCCCAUGGCUAGAUGCCCCACUGUUUUCAGACGGGCAGCCAAGACCUGUAAGUAGCACAACAAUCACUUCUUCAAUAUCAGGUGGCAAUAAUGUUGCUGCUUCAAGGAACCAGACUUUCCGUCCUAAUUCCCAAUUUAUGGGCUUGCACCAUCCAAGACCAAUGCCUGCCAUGGGGGCCACCCCUGGCUUCAUAAAUAGGAUGUAUCCAAACAAAUUGUAUGGUCAGUAUGGGAACACUGUCAGAUCUGGCAUGGGUUAUGGAACGCAUGCAUAUGAUUCUCGCACUAAUGGCCGUGCUUGGUUGGCUGUUGACAAUAAAUACAAAACUAGGGGAAGAAGUGGUGGUUACUUUGGCUAUGGCAAUGAGAACAUGGAUGGUUUGAAUGAACUGAACAGGGGACCUAGGGCCAAGGGAAGUAAGAACCAAAAGGGUUUUGCACCUACUAUUUUGGCAGUCAAAGGGCAGAAUUUGCCGGCCAAUCUAAGCACAGAUGAGGAUAAAGAUAAAACUAGUACUGUUCCAGACCGUGAUGAAUAUAACAAAGCUGAUUUUCCAGAAGAAUAUACUGAUGCCAAAUUUUUUAUCAUCAAGUCUUAUAGCGAGGAUGAUAUCCAUAAAAGCAUCAAGUAUAGUGUGUGGGCCAGUACUCAAAAUGGCAAUAAGAAGCUUGAUGCUGCUUAUCAGGAGGCUCAGCAGAAACCUGGUGGCUGCCCUGUUUUCCUUUUUUUCUCUGUUAACACCAGUGGGCAAUUUGUUGGGCUUGCGGAGAUGAUUGGUCCCGUUGAUUUUAACAGAAGUGUUGAGUAUUGGCAACAAGACAAGUGGAAUGGUUGUUUUCCUCUGAAGUGGCACAUAGUUAAGGAUGUUCCUAACAAUUUGCUGAGGCACAUUACCUUGGACAACAAUGAGAACAAACCCGUCACUAACAGUAGGGAUACACAAGAGGUAAUGCUGGAGCCAGGGCUGAAAUUGAUCAAAAUUUUCAAGGAAUAUACCAGCAAAACAUGCAUUCUGGAUGAUUUUGGGUUCUAUGAGACCCGUCAGAAGACAAUUUUGGAGAAGAAAGCAAAGCAACAAUAUCCAAAGCAGGUAUGGGAAGGGAAACCUGCUGAUGACAAGAUUGAGAUAAACGGGGAAGUUAAUAUACAAAAACCUGAAGUUACCUCAGAACUGCUCAAGGAGUCUACCCUAGCAGAGAAGGAUAGUGAUGACCACAAACUUUCAGAGAAUGUAUCUGUUGCAAAAACUGGAGAUGCCCCAAAGGGUGCUAAACCAGUUGUAUCUGAGAGUAAGAUUGUAGCCAAUGGGGUUGCUAAUGGUUGCUAAGCUCUACUGUAUUUAAAGGUGGUGGUCCAAUCGUGGGUCAAUGUCAUAUCUUGGUCGUUUGCUAUAUAAUACUCAGCAACCUGGUUCCACCUGAUUGGAUCUGUCUUGCCUUCUCUUGCAGUCUGAAGAUGAUGAUCAGUUGACUAGUGAAGAUAAAGAUCUGUAUAUUGAGAUUGGCAUGGCGGAAUUAGUUAAUAGAAUGCUAGCACCAACCCCCUUCCUUUGGGUUUUGUUUACAGUGGUUAGCUCCUAACUAGGGUUUUGGGUUUUUAGGGUUUCUGCUUAAGAUGCUUAUAUCUUUUGGUUUUUGUUCGGGCUUUUAUCUUUUUCUUUCUCAUUUUUUUUCUUUCUUUUAUUUUGUUGGUUGUUUCCUGUCUUGUAAAUCCAGAUCUACUUUGUUGCAGAGCAGCUUAUUUUUGUUACUUUCAACAUGGGUAGAAUCAGGGUGGGAAAUACUGAAAUAUAGUUGGGUUUUUGUUUUUCUUCUAAUUUAGUCUGUUUGUUAAUUUUCCAUCU
Molecule: messenger RNA, 2856 nt
Organism: Gastrolobium bilobum
Lineage: Eukaryota; Viridiplantae; Streptophyta; Magnoliopsida; Fabales; Fabaceae
Product: YTH domain-containing protein ECT2-like
Exons: 9
Coding region: 220-2340 (706 amino acids)
Biological process (GO): mRNA destabilization
Cellular component (GO): cytoplasm
Molecular function (GO): mRNA binding
Source: RefSeq, a predicted model, not a curated record